Messenger RNA from Schistocerca piceifrons (Central American locust), 2983 nucleotides. RefSeq names its product monocarboxylate transporter 9-like. Lineage: Eukaryota; Metazoa; Arthropoda; Insecta; Orthoptera; Acrididae. The transcript is spliced from 10 exons. Bases 1 to 1701 code for a protein of 566 amino acids. The record is from RefSeq and is a predicted model, not a curated record. Gene Ontology annotation, biological process: transmembrane transport; monocarboxylic acid transport. Gene Ontology annotation, molecular function: monocarboxylic acid transmembrane transporter activity.
AUGACGCGCUAUGUCGCUACUGAAAACCAGCUGGAAAAUCCUCGAGCUCUCCAGGCCAAAGCUUAUCGGCGAGAUCCGCUGGCGACACGCUCCAUCGAGCCGUCCUUCGGGCUGCUGUUCGGCGACGAGCUGCGGGAGCUGGGCGUCGAGACGACGGGCGCCUCCGUCAUCAUGAGCGCCUACGACGCCACCAUCAACUUCUCCGGCCUGUUCGUGGGCCCGCUGAUCAAGAUCUACUCGUACCGCAAGGUGGCGCUCGUGGGCUGCGUGCUGAGCGCCGUGGGGCUCAUCCUGACCGCACCCGCCAACAGCAUGGCGCACAUCCUCGCCACUUACUCCAUCGUGGGAGGACUGGGCGUGGGCUUCGCGUGGUCGUCGACGUUCGUGUCGCUCAACUACUACUUCAGCAAGUACCGCGGCCAGGCGAUCGGGCUGUCAAUGGCGGGCACUGCGGUGGGCAUGAUGCUGAUGCCGCAGGCGGUGCAGCUGCUGCUGGCCGAGUUCCAGUUCCGCGGGGCCGUGCUGGUGCUGGGCGGCAUCGCGUUGCACUCGGUGGCCGGCGCCGCCCUGCUGCAGCCCGUGCGCUGGCACCUGCGGCCCAAAGAGAAAGAAAAGACGGAGGAAAAGAACAUGCUCUGUAAUGAUAUGGGGCGUGACAAGAAGAAGGAGGAGGUGCAGACGGCGCUGCUUUCGGCGCCCAAGAUCGAGGUGACGUCGGAGGCGGACGAGAAGCUGGCGCGUGCCGUGGCGGCGGUCGUGGCUGCCGGGGGCACGGUGAGGCCGCGCUCGCAGAUGCCGCGCAUCACCUCGCUCACCAACAUGGAGGCGGCGCGCAAGCGCAAGGCCUCCAUCAUCUCCAACAUCUCCAGCAUGGACUUCCACGGCAGCUCCCUGCACAUACACACGCCUCUUGAAAGUGAAGAUGAAGAUGAAGAUGAUUAUAUUACUUUUAAGCCCAAAGUUGAAACUCAAAAAAAUGAACAGAAUGAUAUAAACAAGAAUAUAAAGGAAGCAACAAAACCCAAAGUGAUCAAGGCAGCUAAGAAGAGAAGUUACUGGAGGAGAGUUAUAAAUUUUAUGGACUUAGAUCUUCUAAAAGAUCCAAUAUUCCUGAACAUUUUGUUUGGAUUGUCUAUAUUUUAUGUGGCUGAACUGAACUUCAAAAUGAUUGUGCCAUUUUUCCUUGCAAAUCUUGGAUAUUCCAAAUCAGAUACAGCAUUCUAUUUAUCAAUGACAGCUGUGGCAGAUAUAUUUGCACGUGUGGUUCUCCCACCAAUAUGUGACCGGAUUAAAGUACAGAGACGAAGUGUCUUUAUGAUUGCAACUGUUUUCCUUGGACUUGCAAGGUCUGCACUAGCAGAGCAAACAGAGUAUGCUCCUUUAAUGGUGGCACUAGUAAUGAAUGGAUUUCUGCGAGGGGCAGCUCUCAUCAACUUCAACUUGACUAUUUCAGAGUAUUGCAGCCUGGAGAAAUUACCAGCAGGUUUUGGUCUUCAUAUGGUUGGAAAAGGAAUAUUUAUUGUUGCUCUUGGUCCAGUUCUGGGUGUUAUUCGAGAUGCAACAGGAAGCUAUCCACUGUGUAUACAUGCGCAAACAGUCUGUGUCUUCCUGUGCAUAAUUGCUUGGGGGAUUGAAUAUAUAGUUGUGUAUCUUCAUUCAAGAACCAAGAAAAAUGAAGAGCCUCAGGUAGCAGAAACGUAACAUAUGAAGGAAAUGUUGCACAAACCAAAAGAGCCUUAGUUGCUCUCAAUUUGCAAUAGUAAAAUAUUUCUCAAAUUGGCAAGGUUUAUUGAAAAUCUUGUGAGAAAUGUAGAUGAGAUGAAGAAAUCUGAUGGCAGGACAAUGUAUGUAAGAUUUAUUUGCAGUAGUGAAAGAGAUGAGGUCAGAUGAUGUUAUAAGAAAGAAAGCUGAAAAAGCACUGAGAAAAGCUUGACAGCAUUGGUCUAAAUGUGUUCCUACCAGACUGUAUAUCUUUCAGUAGGUGAAAAUGAUUUGUUUUAUUUAAAAUGUGUUAAAUGAGUUUACAUUUUAAUUCAUGAAUGUAAUUUGAGACAAGAGUGAUAUGUAUUUUAAAGUGGAAGUGAAUGGUCGGGCUAAGAUUUCUUGUGAGAUGAAUGACUUCCAUGCUGAUGAGAGGAUGAUAUUUCAGUAUUCCUUGAUGUAAUGAAAGUACAAUUACUGUGAAGACUGUUAUUAGGCAUUUUAAAGACAAUAGAGGUGAUUGUUUGUGGAAUUAUCUCAUACAAGAGAUGUCUUCAUGUGUUGAUGUGUUGUGAUAAUCCUAUGAGCUAUUAUGUUCAUAAUACUUGUUCAUUUUUACUUCUGCUGUUGUUUAUACAAAACUCAGUUAUAAUGAAACUGUAUGUACUCAGUUUUAACAUAAGAAGGUUGACUCCAGAAAAUUAUUUACGCCAAAAUCUACUUCCAGUUUCCAGAAUUUUGGUUUUAAUCAUUUUACUGCUCAACAGUGAAGCUUCUAUCAUACGAUGGUUGAUUGCUUUGAGAAGUCAUAUUAUUAGCUUUUGAAACUGUUUAUGAACUCCAUGCCUGUCAUGGUGGCACUGAACAAAGUAACAGCUGUAUUUUUUACUCUAUAAUAAUGAAAAAUUUUAUGUACUUAUUUUUUUAUGCUCAACUCUCAGGAUUUAAGUGCAUUGUCACAAAACUUGUGUGAAUGUAUAACAUAAUUAAUUGUGUGAUAUAAGAGAUGUUAAGACCAAACUUUCACAGAUUUAACUACAGUUGCAAACUGUCAUGUUCCAUUUUAUGAACACUGUUAUAGCUCUUUUUAAUAAAUUAAACUGUUGCUAUUCUUGAGAAUGGUAUACAGGCACAAUUUACAUGUGGUGAACUGAAGACAUUGGUGAAGGAAGGAUGAUCAUUAUUGGAGUACUUAUAAAAAUAUUUUUCAAUGAAAUAUUUUUGUAAUCAUAUAUGCAACUGAUUGCAUUACGUUAAUGUUUUGUAAAAUGCAACAAAUAAA